Caenorhabditis elegans is the source of this 1177-nucleotide messenger RNA. RefSeq lists its product as uncharacterized. NCBI's taxonomy places the organism in Eukaryota, Metazoa, Nematoda, Chromadorea, Rhabditida, Rhabditidae. The transcript is spliced from 9 exons. The record is from RefSeq and is marked reviewed. Bases 94 to 969 code for a protein of 291 amino acids.
UUUGGUGAAUCAGUCGGUCGCCGCCGCCGUCGUCGUUUUUGGCAGAGCAUAUUAUUGGUGUGGAGCACACAAUGUCCUAACUCUCAUGGCAAUAUGAUGCGCAAGCUACUCGUCAUCUGCCUUCUGACGGUCUAUGCCCAAGGGGGUCAGAUUCCUGUGCCUCCCAUAUUUUCACCAUGCAACUUCCCAUCUCCGAUCACCGAACCUAGUUUUCACCGAUCGGUUUGCUACACAAUUCCUCGACUUCCGUUUGUGUGCGAUCUUCAUCACCAACUGGCUUACACAAAUGUUUAUGGAAUUGAAAAAGCUUAUAAUAAGUAUCGAUCACUCUUCACAAACGGCAAUACUUCAACACUUGCCGUCAUAAUCACAAAACAACUGGAGCAGCCUGCUUCUGCAAAUGAUGUCAUGAAAAAAACCGAGUACGCUUGUCUCUUUGAUAACGAAUGCGACCAGAUUGACGGGGACAUGGUGACUGGAAUUGUCGGAAAUGUGCGGAAGUUCCUACGGGUUUAUUCGUGGAAAGUAUAUGAGCGAUGGUUUGGUGUCGGAGAAUCUUGCACCAAGACAAAUUUGCUAGCGCUUGUUGUAAUCGAUGGAGUUGUGAAUGACGCCAGAAAAAUUCCAUACGUGAGAUUGCACACAGGCUCACAUCGUCUUCGAAUGUUACUUCCAAACAUACAAAGUGAAGUCAACAAUGCGUUGGUGCAAGGCUGGCCACUAGCAAAGGUUAUCGAGGAUCUGGUGGAUGAUGUGGGAUAUGCACUGAAAGAUUAUUACGAGCUGAACGGUGAACAGAGAGAUCAUUCCGUUCCAAUGUGGGCACGAAACCUAUUUCUGGUCUGCUUGGCACUUGUCAUCACUGCUCUUCUUGUCGAGUGGUACGUGGUGAGAAGGAAAAUCGGAGUGCAAAAAAGUGGAUCCAUUAAGAUUGCGUCAGGAAAGAGCAAAACACAUCUCAUGUUCUAAUGUUCGUAGUGUCAUAUCUGAAACUUUUGUACAUUUAUUUUUAUGUAAUUGUUUUCAAUCUCUCUCAUUCGGGUUUACGGUGAUUUUUUUUUUCAAAUUUUCACUGCUAGAGUCAACGAUCAAUAAUAGUUGACUGUUUAACUUGUAUUUCUUAUUUUUUUAAGGUUUAUUUUUUCAACAAAAUAAAGUGAAGAAUAUUUUCCAAAUU